Molecule: messenger RNA, 1346 nt
Organism: Heterobilharzia americana
Lineage: Eukaryota; Metazoa; Platyhelminthes; Trematoda; Strigeidida; Schistosomatidae
Source: the annotation of a GenBank genome assembly
AUGCCAUCUAUUAAAGCUGAAAAUAAAGGAACUACUCUUCAAGACAUCAAAAGUAAAGAAACUAGACUUUAUGAAAUGCCUAUACGUCCAUUAGCUUCAAAUAAAGCACAUAAACUUCGUUUGAAACAAAAACAUGACGGCAGUAAGCAAGAAAUUAUCACGAGUUCCGGUUUUAAUGAAAAAAAGUCAUAUCUACAAAGUACACCUGAUCUACGAGGGGGCAGUGACAAUUUAAGCAAUGAGAAUUUACUUAAAAAUAAUUCACAUUCUAAAAAACCGCAUCGAUUGCUUUCAUCAGCCGUAUCCAAAAUUAACUUACGUCGAUCGCGAUCAAAAUCAGAUAAAGGACAACGUAGCUAUUCUAAUCCACGACCUGAAAUUAGUGCGCCUAUACUUGCAACAGGUCAAAAAUCCACUACAAUCCAACAUGAUUUUAAUUCUCUGAAUCUCAUUAACAACAAUGAUGUUCACAAAGCUAGUCGCCCAACACCACCUCCACCUCCUCCUAUACCAGUACAAGAAAUCAAGCUGGACAAUUCUCAGACAGUAUCAGUCUCGGGUAAUGAUGAACUUGGAAUAUGGAUAGAAAAGCCAAUAAAACCUAUCAAACCCGAAGAUAAAACUAUAUUAAAUAGAUUGAUGGAGUGUGAUAGAAAGUCGAGUAACACCUGCUCAAUUUGUCAUAAACCGAUGUCGUUGAAUGAACGCUACGAUUUAGUAGAUCAAGUUAUACAUCGAAACUGUUUCAAAUGUUCCAUUUGCAACGAAACUCUAACUGAUAAAAGUGCAAUCUUUCAAAAUGGAAGUUGGUGUUGUGCAAUACACUUUCGAUAUAAUCUGGACAACAUUGAUAUACAAUUAAAAGGAACUGCUUUACAGAGAACUGAUUAAGUUCAUACAUUCUGUCAUUUUACUCUUCUUUUAUUCAGGAUAUUGAAGGCGAACUUUUAUUGAAACUGUUUAUUUCUUGUACCUGCUAAUUAAUUAUUCGUCAAUUUGUUUUUAAAAUACCAACAUUUAUCAAACUAACUUUGAUCCUCUACUUUCUGUAUUGAAUUGAAGUUUACUUGUUUUACUUUUAAAAGUUUUUUCUCAAAUAUUUCUAUUUUCUAUGUAAAUAACUACUGAAAAUUGAUAAUUACAACAGGAAUAAUAAGAAUAAACAGCAGCUAUCACUACACUGUUGUCUGGAGUUUACUGUGUGUUUUAAUAAUUUAAAAAAAUAUACUGCAUGCUUCUCUGUGCUUUAAGUGUGCAUGACCAACAACGUUUUCUUUGUUUGCUUUAAAACAAUUUUGUACAAGCUAUUGAAAAGUAAAAGAAAGGAAUGAGUUUCUUUUUAACUA